UCCUCACCCGCCGACAUGAAUCCAGUUCUGGUGACGCUGGCCUGGUCCCUGGUGGUCUCGGCGCGGGCCCAGUCGCCGUCGCACGACCACCACGACAUGGGAUGGGUGAACGGCUUCCGGCAAGGUUUCAACUUCCAGUGCCCCCACGGCGAGGCCCUGGUGUCCAUCAGGAGCUACUUCAGCGCCGCCGACGGUUCCGACCGCCUCUGGUCCUUCGAGUGCCAGCCCACGCCCGAGGGACUGGGCCACCCCACCGACUGCUGGUGGGACGACAUCAAUCGUGCCGGCUUGGAGUGGACUUCCAAGUGUACCCGUAACGGCCUUGUAGCGGGCGUACAAAGCAAGUAUUUUGAGAGCGUCCUGGACCGGGAAUGGCAGUUCUACUGCUGCUACUACGAACGCAGAUGUCCAUACUCCUGCAUGAGGACCAACGACAUUCCGGAACAACACCACGAAGAGGGCGAGCUGGUUGUUCCCAGCUACGGCUACUUCAUCCGAGGAGCCCAGACCACCUUUAGCGGAGUGCUCAGGGAUCGCCAGUGGAAGUACAUCCUGUGCAGGAUGACCGACUUCGACUGCGAAUUUGAGAAUUUAUAGACAUGUCCAAGUAACACGUCUUGUUUACCUGUUAAAUAAUGACAACCAUGUGGUCCCCGCAGUUACUUUUUAUGGGCCAACCACAGGCCCGUAUAAUCCACAUUUACUAGCAUGCACAUAAAAAUCUAAAAACAUUAAAACAUCAAAUGUCAUUUAGUUGUGGUUAGUUACAGGAAGUCACAUUCAUUGUAUGUUUGACAACUGUACAAAUAUUUUUCAAUAACCGAAAGAUUUUGUCAUCCAGUGGUAUGUGGAUUUAUUUUCUCCCACCAUGUCAUCCAAAAAGUCCAACCGUAUAAAACACAAGGAAGGUUUCAAACUGGCCCCCUUUUGGUGCUUGCUCAAGUGUAAACUCCAGAAGCCAAACUAAAUUGGACCAAAUCAAAUGGUUGACAUGAUUUAGGUGGAGUCCUGUCCCAAAGUCUGAGAUUGCUUCCUCGAAACCACUUUGACUGGCUUCUAACUGCUCUACUCUCUCGGGUCUCUCCCAAAUAGCCGAGUUACUCACCAAAUCAUUUUAGAUAAUCCCAAAUAUCCUGCGGAUGACCCAGGUUUUGGCACAUAACUUCAAGAGAUAGACUGGACUAGUGGUUUGGACUGGUGGUGGGAGAAUCUCUGUCCCGCCGACAUUUAUUCCGUUCACAUGGCAGCUGUGUCCCAAGAUACGGGAGUCACGGGCUAGACCAAUGAAGGAAGGCCUCUGGGACGCAUUAAAACCCAAUUAAGUUUCCCAAACCUGGGAUUGUCUGGCUCACAGGGGUAGCAGUCUGAGCAGGGUAGCCCUGACUUCUCACUCCAAUAACAUCUAGUUCCACAGGGAGGAAAACCACGAGGCGACUCUUGUGCCAGCUGCAAGACAUGGACCCUAUGGUGUAUCCCAGGUCUACAAGUUAACAGCCCAAGAAAAGAACUUGGUGACUAAUUCAAAAGGACAUUUGGUGUCUUCAACUUGAAUUUACCUGAGUCACCAAGUUCUAGCAAGAGGUCACAAAGGCGUUCCCUGGCCAGCUUCGAGACAUAGACCCUCAAGUGUGUCCUCGGAUUGGGAUGGAAUUAGCAAUUCAAUAAAAACCCGUUUGGGGUCCCGAAGUUGUCUGAGGUGGAGGUAGCAUUUAUUUGAACAGGGUACCCAAGACUUUUCUGUCUCUGGCCCGCUUCUUGAGUUCCUUUCAGUGGACAUUUAGGCCAUACCCAGGCCAAUUGUGUCUUAGGUAGGAAAAUACAGGGACCGAGGAAGAAAGGAAGGAAUUAGUGACCAGAUAAAUAGCCCAUUCCAAUAAAAAAACUCAUUUGGGGUCCUGAACAAGAGGAUUUUUUUAGUUGGAUGACAGCAGUCUGAACAGGGUUAGCCCAGGAGGAAGAAGUCAGGAAGUCAAGUCGACACUUUGUUAGCUUUCUCAUUUAUCUCACUUGUCCCAGAUUGGACUUGCAGCUUUCUUGACCGGACUGGUCCAGCCCCUUAGUGCAGUUUACAAAGUCAUUUGGAGGAUACAAUGAGCUGAGCGCACCGAGCGGGGCCUCUUGAGGAGAGUGCCGGGGUCUGGGCCAGCUGCUUUUCAGCACUGUUUGUUUACGGCAGCUGCCGUCUCGGGGCUGAGGGCCAAACACCGCCGCACUGGGCUGUCCCUUGCACCUCCGUACUGGAGCCACACGCCUGCUGAGUCCCCCCACCCCCUCGAGACCCAAAGUCACUUGGCCCAGUGAGAACUGUUCUUGUUCUUUCGAGACAUCAAUCUAUGUCUUUCUGCUCCUUGCCCGGCAAACAUUUAGUUCUCAUGGCGUGAAUAAGGGUGCGAGGG
Molecule: messenger RNA, 2396 nt
Organism: Syngnathoides biaculeatus (alligator pipefish)
Lineage: Eukaryota; Metazoa; Chordata; Actinopteri; Syngnathiformes; Syngnathidae
Gene: dpt
Product: dermatopontin
Exons: 4
Coding region: 16-597 (193 amino acids)
Biological process (GO): collagen fibril organization
Cellular component (GO): extracellular matrix
Molecular function (GO): extracellular matrix structural constituent
Source: RefSeq, a predicted model, not a curated record